ACUCGUCGAGUUUCGCAAAUCGCUCGAAGUUAGCCUAACGCAGAAGAUUGCGGAUUGGCUUUUAAACGACUGGAUCGCUGCAUUGAUUGUUGACCUUGCGGCACGAACCGUCGCUAUUCUCGUCGCGUUUUAAUGAAUAACGACGAGCAAUCGAUAGUCCGUGGGCCGCCCAGGACUGGGUUUUCAGCAAGUCCAAGGAGAAUUCCAUUAAAGUUAACCGACGUGGUCAAGUACGUCUAAAGUCCAUUGAAUUAAACAUCGAUGUGGCCCUUCUGUGGCUUUGUUUACGCCCGAUGCUCGAUGGUCUCGGAAGAGUUGCGCGAGGAAAAGGUGUUGGUAAAGUUAGCCAGGAUUCUACUCACCGCCAUCUACUGCUGAGAGUGAGGCUUCUGGAUAUCUGAAAUUGGCCGAAUCCUGUUACGUUUGACGAUCGGUUAAUCGGCCAGUGAACGUGAAACGUUCGAACGAAAAUUGAAAAAAGAAGCUGAAAAUUGAAAUUUGCGUUGCAACUGAAAUUCCAGUUCCGACGCGCUGCCAUAUAACCCACGCGUCUGCACGCUGUCUGAAAGCCUUGCGUUCUUGCGAAUGGCCGAGAGAUCAUCGAACUUCAGCUGCACCCGAACCACAAAGUUCCGAAUAUCCGUCGAAUGUGUUUCGAUCGUACGCGUAGCUUACGAACCCUCUUCUCCAAAAAAAAAGAAGGAUAAAAAGGAUCAAAUUUGUUCCAACCUAACGGCUUUCGUAUAACUGUAGAACGUAAUUUCCCAGCAUCGUGAGUCGACCGCCUCGUGAGUGUCCUUCCAGGAAUAUCAAAGAUUUCGGAAAAAGAAGGAAAUUUCACCUACGGAUUCCCACUUUUACUAACAGACGAUCCCGCGAACAGUUCUGAGACCUUAACACCAGCUCUCAGACCUCGCCAUUAGGUCACCGAGUCGCAGGAAGCUGAGAAUGCUGGGGCCACGGCCGCGCCUCUAAUCGGCCUGGGAGAUAAAAGAGCGGGAAAGGAACGUGGUCUCGCGACGAGGCUAAAACGGCGAUGCGGUCAGAUUAAUUCAAGCAGCUGGCGUUCCAUUAUCCUGCGAAAUAAUGACAAGUUUGCGGAGGGGAGGGGGUAUCGUUCGGUAAUGGCUGGCGACAGUUCCAUCGCGGCUCGCUGAGAGCAAUAUCGACGUAAAUCGAGUAAUAACGUCGCGAAGCAGCGGAUUCCACGCCGAUGUAAUUCCUCGCAUAAACAUCCAGCAUGCAAUUACGCGGUAAUGCAAUUUCCCGCCCAAGCUGUCUCGCUUCAUCCUUCUUUUUUUCCUCGCGUCUGGCGUCGCAUUUCAAGGAAACCACGCGACUGUUAAAAAUGAAGCGACACGUGGAACGUGCACGGCCUUCGGGACAAUUGCCAGUCGCGAUCGAAAACGAAGAUUCGAUCGGUUGCUGAGUAUCACAGGAUCGCGCUCCUGUCGCACAGACGAUAACACGAGGAACAGGAAUUUUCGUUAGCCGCCGAAACUGUCCACGUUUGUUUGAUCUCAACUAUUCUUCCUCACAAGAUGACAUGUCUGUUUUUGAAUUGGUCGCGAGAUAGAAGACAAAAAAGAGCGUAUGAAGAGUCGUUGGAAUUUGUGAAAAAUUUCUAGGACAAAAGUCAUGCACACCCUAUCGCCGCACUUCGCAGUAUAAAAGCUUCCUGAAGGAAAUUUGAUUCAGCAGCGAGAAGACAGUAGAAGCUUGGCCGUAUAAAACGGUCUCGAACAGGCUAUCGUAUGAUCUCUUUCUCGGCAAAGCUACGGCAAUUCAGAGAUGGACCAACGAUUCCUUAAUUUCGUUGCAAAGUGUGCGUGGUCUGACCUGGUCUACGAGCGUUCCAGCUGUUAAGAGAUGGCUAGCACGGAUAGCUUCGUGGAUGGAUGUACUACCAGAUCGUGUCAGCGCGGACGUGUCCCAUGAAGUCGAUAGACGACGGCAGCAAAGUCGGGGCGCGAUCUUCGAGCAUCACCGACACGGGAUCGGACGUCUAUCGCGGCACCAGGUGAAUCGAAGUCGAGCAACGCUCGCCCACAAGUAAAUCCCGCCUUUGCGCCAUGUACAAGAUCCUCCGACGCGGCUCCAGCCGCGUGUUCGUCGCCUGCGUGGUUCUCUUGACUCUGCUCUUGUGUCUGUACUACGUGAACCAGGCACAGGCGCCAUCCACAGGUCCAUCUGCCGGCAUCCUAAACGAGGAGCUGAGAUACGAUCGAGGUCUGACCUCCAUCACGCCGGACUACGUUGAAUCUCCAGAUGCGAAGGUCUCGCUGGACACCUGUCCAGUCAUCGUGCCCAGAAACGUGAACAUCGACACGCAACAGGAGUUCAGGAAGUUCGACUUCCAGCCGUCGUGGAUGCGCAGCCGGGAAUACUGGGACGACAGCUUCGAGACUCGUUACGUGGUGCUCAGGAAAGAUCCGACGAGGCCGCCGUUGAAGGUGAUCCUGGUGCCCCACAGUCAUACAGAUCCAGGAUGGUUGAAAACGUUCGAGCAGUACUUCCACAGCUCCACCAGGAGCAUCUUGAACAACAUGGUGUCGAAGCUUCAGCAGUGGCCCAACAUGACUUUCAUCUGGAGCGAAGUGUCCUUUUUGUCACUUUGGUGGGAAAGUGCCCAUCCCACCAAGAAGAUGGUCGUGAAAAGGUUAGUGAAAGAUGGCAGGCUCGAGAUGACCACAGGGGGCUGGGUGAUGACCGACGAAGCAACGUCGCACAUCUACGCCAUGUUGGAUCAGCUGAUCGAGGGUCACCAGUGGCUGAAGACGAACCUGGACGUGAUCCCAGAAUCUGGUUGGUCCGUGGACCCUUUUGGUCAUGGUGGUACUAUACCAUACUUCCUGAAAGCCUCUGGAGCUUCUGGUACAGUCAUUCAGAGAAUACACUAUGCGUGGAAGCAGUGGUUCGCCAAGGAACAGUACGGUGACUUCAUCUGGAUACAGCCCUGGGAUCAAACCGGCAAGGCUGAUAUGUUGACUCACAAUCAACCGUUCGAUAUCUACAACAUCAAGCAUUCCUGUGGUCCACAUCCUCAUGUGUGUCUGAACUUCGACUUUAGGAAAAUUCGUGGAGAGUAUACCGAGUAUUCGGUCAGGGCGGUGGAGAUUACGCCUAACAAUGUCAAACAGAUGGCUGAGCUACUUCUGGAACAGUAUUCUAGGACCGGGUCACUGUUCACGCAUAAUGUGGUGUUGAUGCCGCUUGGAGAUGAUUUUAGAUACGACCAUGCUAUCGAGUGGGACCAACAGUACACCAACUAUAAAAUUCUAAUGGACUACAUUAACAGUAGAAAAGAAGAGUACAAUGCAGAAAUUGUGUUCGGUACGCCUAAAGACUACUUCCGUGAGAUCAGAAAACGAAUCGAGGAGUUCCCAACAUUGAAGGGCGACUUCUUCGUAUACUCCGACAUCUUCAGCGAGGGCAGACCAGCCUAUUGGAGCGGCUACUUCACUACGAGGCCGUACAUGAAAAUUUUGGACCGUGAGUUGGAAGCUAAUCUCCGAUCAGCUGAGAUCCUCUACACCAUAGCUCUAAACGUGGCCAAACAAUCUGGCAAAGACUUCAUGCUGUAUGAGACUUACUUCGAGAAACUGGUGAAAGCCAGGAGAAAUUUAGGUCUCUUCCAACAUCACGAUGCCAUCACUGGUACCUCCAAGUCCUUCGUCAUGAAGGACUAUGCUCUAAAACUGUUCGAAUCUAUUUCAGACACGACCAGUCUCCAGAGUUUCGCCAUUCAGUCCUUAGCUGGAAGCGCCAGCAAGCCUAAUUCUGUGUAUGUUUUGGCUGAGUCGGAUAGAGACAGCUACGAAAAGCUACCAAAAAAGAUACCCAUUGGUAUCAAUGGUCAGGAAACUAAGAAGAUAGUCCUAUUUAACCCUCUGGCUCAGCCCAGGCAGGAGGUGAUCAGUCUCAAAGUCACUUCCUACAAAAUUAGGGUUCUGGAUACACAGAAGAACCCUAUUCCGUAUCAGAUAGCUCCUGUGAUGAACGCCACGAGCAUUACUCACGAUGUUUAUGUUUUGUUAUUUGUGGUUGAACUGAAACCUUUGUCCAUAGCCACGUAUCAUCUUCAGCAGGUAGAUAAGGUGCCCAUGGAGGCUAUUUCCACAGUGUAUUGCAGCAGAUGUGGCAAGGACAACGUAUUUCCUAUCAAACCCAUGCAAGUAGGCGACGUUCAGUUGGAAAACCAAAGGAUGAAACUGUUGUUCGAUGGUCAGACCGGGUUCCUGAAGAGGGUGACCAAAAAGGCGACUGGUAAGAUCAUGCAAUGCGCCAUUCAGUUCGCUGCCUAUCCGUCUGCACAGUUCCACAGUGGGGCCUAUUUAUUCAUGCCUGAUCCUAAUCUUCGAGACAUCGAUAAGGACGUUCUUGAAGCGUACACCCCUCAUCAAAAGAUCUACAUCGUUAGUGGAAGCCUGAGUUCGAGGCUGACAGUCGAAUAUGGAAAGUUGUUGAGCCACCAUGUGGCCAUUUAUCACAGAGACGACGGACUAGGCGAGGCUAUCUAUCUGAGAAAUAUUGUGGACUUUGAAACUCCGCCAAAGAACCGUGAAACAGAAAUGUUCAUGCGUCUACAAACUGAUAUCCUGAAUGGUGACCCUCCAGAGUUUUAUACAGACCUAAACGGUCACCAGAUGAUCAAAAGGACGAAGAUAGAGAGAAUUGGCAUCGAAGGUAACUACUUUCCCAUCACCACUAUGGCCUACAUAGAAGACACCAAUCACAGACUUACUCUGUUGGUGAAUCACUGCCAAGGAGCAGCCAGUUAUCAGCCAGGCUGGCUAGAAGUGAUGUUAGACAGGAGAACGCUAUAUGAUGACUCCAGAGGAAUGGGUGAAGGUCUUCUGGACAAUCGUAGGACUGUCAUCAAGCACUGGCUACUGCUAGAAGACAUCACCGGGGAAAAGGACAAGUACUCCAAGCCUUCCCUCUUUGCCAAUCAUCUAAGCAAUGCUCUCAACUAUCCUGUGAACAUUUUCGUAGUAGAUGGUACAGAAGGUGACAUAGCGAUGGCACCAGAGGUUAGGCUACUAAGUCAAAGUUUCCCCUGUGAUCUGCAUCUGUUAAAUUUGAGGACCAAUCACGAUCAAAAGCUGCCACACUUCCCUGUGAAUAGUGCCCUGAUGGUGCUCCAUAGACAAGGUUAUAGUUGCUCUGUGGGAGUGGAUGUGGCCAUGAAACACUGUCCACUGACUGAGAAAAUUGGUCAAGGGACUUCGUUCUUCAAACUAGCGAAUCUUAAUGUAACCAAGACUUCGCUAACCGGCACCAAGACAAAGCAGAGGCUAAAGGACGGCCUCCAGGGGGUGAGUCUACAACCCAUGGAGGUGGAAACAUUCAACGUAAAUUUCGUCCAAUGAUCGUAAGCCCAGCAGAAGCGUUUGCCUGCCUUCUCAACAGGACACUGCCCUGGCAGAUGCUACCUCUUCGGGUCUUCGUGCAAUCCACUGGAAUCAGAGAGGGGAAUUGCCCUACAGAUGGCGCUGGGACCGUGUUCUUCUUGCCCCAUUUGUUACCUUGUAUUCCAUGGUCAAUUCAGUGUACAUACUUAGACGCCACGGUGAUGUUGACUGUGUCAGCAUCAGUGUACAUACACACACCAGGCCAUCACACUGUGCUCCAUUCUCUACCUUUUAGUUGAGUUUCUAAUUAGGCAGGCAGGGACAGGAAGAGAGAGUCCACAUAAGAAGAGAAAUUAUACAUGCUCGCUGUGUCCUCUGACUUCACGUUAGAUUCACAAGGUUUCCUAUGCUCCUCAAAUCAUCUUACACGACUGUAGGAACAUGUAGGAGUUAGAAAUCAUUUCUGAAGCCCGGUCUCCGUCGCUAAAACCAUUCAAACGUUUCUACACCAGUCAAUUUUUACUCCCAGGUACUUUAAAGGGACUACCGGACGAGGCCUGGCUUCAGAAGCAUGCCAAAACAAACUGACGACACAAUCAAACGAUCAAAGUGCAUUACAGACUAGUAAUCUGUACAAAGGUAGAGAUUCAGCUCGCGCGAGGCGCAUGGGAAUAGUGUGGAUUAUGGUGAACAGGGUGCUCCACUUAGCUUAUGCGUUUGAAUGACUUUAUGAUUGAGAUUAUUUUUGAGAAUGGAUAGUUUGUUGAUGGAAAUUAAUCAAAAAAGAUUCUUAUACCUUCAAUUUCACAAUUGAUCAAAUUUCAUAAUUGAUUAAAAAGACCCAGAUGACAAAAUGGUGAAUUGAAACAAUUUUGUGGGAAGUGUUAAUUCUGAUUCUUUAACAAUAUAAUGGUUGUUGGAAAGCUCCUUUUUAAUUUUUUUUAAAUAUAGAAAGUAAGGAAAAGUUUACAAGUAAACUAAUAUAAAUUCUCAUAAAUCUUCUAAAUAUUCUAAGUUCCUCUAAGAACUAGUAAGUUAAUUCGCUUAGGACAAUAAAGUUUGCCCCAUAAAAACAGAUGAUUUGUAGAAUACACGUCAAAUGUUUUAGCUAAAUGGACUCACCGUGUGAAAUACUAUAAAUAAUAUAUUAUAUUGUACAUAUCAAAACUGGACUUAACCUUAGACCGUAUAUUGUGAUAGCGUGAGAUAUAUAAUGUAAAUGGUAUACACCUAUUUUCAUAUGCAAAACGUUAAACGAUAAGACUCUCUCUUCCUUCUCCAGACAGAGUGAUGAAAGAAAAUGAAAUCAAUCGCCAGAGACCACUGGUGACUUCCAACGCUCUUCCAAUUCUAGCGGGGACAUGAUUUAGUUGAGCCUGAAGGCUGGAAAGUACCUAUUUUUUACUUUUGCUAAGCGAAUCCGGUUGGAGAGACGAAAAGGUUCGAUCAGGCGUCCGCUGUACGACAGACUCGUGUAAAUAUUAGACUAAUUAGCAAGAGAAGAAGCGUCGUACGGGUUCCACGCGAAUUUUUACAACCAAACCCUUCAUUGAAGUACGCUUCUUGGUCAGAGAAGAGGUUAGGUUUCAAUUUCUCGUGACCAGCUUAUUUCAACAACUCAUCGAGCCUAGAGUGGCUUAUAUAAACAUUUGUUAUACGAUUGUUAAGGUGUUUUUAAUUUUAUCUAUUGAAUAUUUGUCAUUUUUAUAAAUUUUAUCAAUGGCUCUUUCUUGAAAUUAGGGAUAUCUAAAUAAAGUAUCAGGAAAAAAUAUACAAAAUAAAUUUUUCAAUUUAUAUAUAUUACAUUUUUUAAUUAGUUAUUAUUUUAUUCGUAAGUUUUGGAGAAGAUAUAUGCUAGGAAAAAUUUCACUGACGAUUCUGCUGCUGGGAAUUUUAUUCCUCUGCUAGUAAUAUUUUGCAAGGGGACUCCAACGCAGAUGAUGCAUUUGUGUGCAUCUGUAAUUAAGCUCAGGUUGUUGACCUCCUAGUUUUCUAAUCCAAGUACUCGGUGAAUUUUAUGAUAUAAACAAGUAAAUCGUUGGUGAUGUGAUUAAUAGCAUGUCCUGGUAAUGGAGAAACUAUAGGGACAGAGAUAAAAAAUACACUCUAGUUCCUUUUAACUUUAGUUCUAUUCGUUAUUUUUAUUGAUUUAACUAUGCUUUACACUAAGAAAAUAUAAAUUAGUGUAUAAUAUUUUGUAACAAGAAAAAUUGAAGUACAAUUAUUUUUAAGAUUUUUGAAGUACAAGUAGUAGAAAAUCCUAUAAUCUGAAAAAUCUCGUAUGUGAAGACACUAGUAUCAAUCUUCGAAGAAGAAAACACUAGUUACUGGCUAAGGGACAACCUGUCUCCAAGUGGGCCAACUGAAGAAAGUAAAAUAUCAAGAUGGUUGUUGAACACGUCACCACCAAGAGAUUCGCGUUGGAACACCGGAGAAUUAGAUUAAAAAAAAAAAAACGAUCGCCGGAGAUCCGUGACUGUCCUUGUAACGAUAUUGUAACAUACUACGUGUUUGUGCUGUCUCUAGAGAAGAAAGAUCUAUAUUAAAGAUGGUAUAUGUAUACAUACGUGUACGUGUGCACACGGCACGCACGUGUGUAGUACACGUAUAUAGAGAUAUAUUUGCAAAUCGCUGGGACCACUCGCAAGAAUAGCUACUUGCGAGCUGUCCAGCUGGAUGAGGACAAUUACACACCACGAUAUUCCUUAUGUUAUGAUGUAAUAUUAUAUUUAUUGAAUAAAGAUAGUAACUGACGUAUUUUAA
Messenger RNA from Bombus terrestris (buff-tailed bumblebee), 8117 nucleotides. RefSeq names its product alpha-mannosidase 2 (gene alpha-Man-IIb). Lineage: Eukaryota; Metazoa; Arthropoda; Insecta; Hymenoptera; Apidae. Gene Ontology annotation, molecular function: alpha-mannosidase activity; carbohydrate binding. Gene Ontology annotation, biological process: protein deglycosylation; N-glycan processing; mannose metabolic process. The record is from RefSeq and is a predicted model, not a curated record. The coding region runs from base 2073 to 5372 and encodes 1099 amino acids. The transcript has 7 exons. Gene Ontology annotation, cellular component: Golgi membrane.